CUCAGUGUGAGGGGACGAGCGGCGCCAUUUUGUGCGGCAGUUUAGUGAGAGAGGAAAAAUCUCCAUUAAAAUCGAUCCUAAAUAAUCGUGAUUAAUCUGAAGCAGCGGAGAAACCCGUUAUCAUCCCAGCGCUAAACGAACCGCAUCGUAUGUCCGCUAUCCAGAACCUCCAAACUUUCGACCCCUUUGCUGAUGCAACUAAGGGUGAUGAUCAGCUCCCAGCAGGGACUGAGGACUACAUCCACAUAAGAAUCCAGCAGAGGAACGGCAGGAAGACUCUGACCACCGUGCAGGGCAUCGCUGACGACUAUGAUAAGAAGAAGCUAGUCAAGGCCUUUAAAAAGAAGUUUGCGUGUAAUGGAACGGUGGUUGAGCAUCCUGAGUAUGGUGAAGUGAUCCAGCUGCAGGGAGACCAGCGCAAAAACAUCUGCCAGUUCCUGACUGAGGUACAGCAACACGACCGGACCACCAUCAGACCAAUCAGAGUAGAGUUCAGAUUGAACUGGCCAAAGAGGAGCAGCUCAAAGUCCACGGUUUCUAAAUAACGAGAGAACCCUUUUACUGCCCCCGUUUUUACCCCUCUACUAAUUUAGUUCUCUUUAGCUGCACCCCGUUACCCCUCCUCACCCCGCUGUGGGUGUGGGCAGGUGAGCGAUGACCCCGACGCCUCCUGAGAGGAGCUGCUGUAGUUUUGAGAUUUCUGUACCGAGUCGCUCUGAUUUUACUUUCUGCUUCUUUGUUUUAUACAACAAUAAAAAAUCUCAAUGAUUCAGA
This is a messenger RNA of Trichomycterus rosablanca, 774 nucleotides long. It is a transcript of the gene eif1, whose product is annotated as eukaryotic translation initiation factor 1. Gene Ontology annotation, biological process: translational initiation. The transcript has 4 exons. The coding region runs from base 150 to 545 and encodes 131 amino acids. Lineage: Eukaryota; Metazoa; Chordata; Actinopteri; Siluriformes; Trichomycteridae. Gene Ontology annotation, cellular component: eukaryotic 43S preinitiation complex. The record is from RefSeq and is a predicted model, not a curated record. Gene Ontology annotation, molecular function: translation initiation factor activity; RNA binding; ribosomal small subunit binding.